CAUUUAUUAUAACACAUACGACGGCACAUAUGACAGUAGUACACUCUAAUAAAGGGCGAAAGGGAUCCGUGAUGCUGCUGCACCCAUCAGUGCAGAUGAUGCUGCUGCUCGGAUCACAAAUAGCGCCAGUGCGCAUGCGCCGCCCGCACCGUUUACUGUAUAAUCACAGUGGGGGAAAAAGAGCAGGCAACAAAACUAAAGCUUUUUUUUUUACGACAAAGUGACUGCUGCCAUGUAAAUAUCCGCCAGGGAAACAAAGGGGGACUUUCAACAGGGAUCCUUUUAGGUGUGAUGAGACAAAGGAACAAAGGAUGCCUUAGAAGACAGUGACGAACAAGGCUGGAACCUGCUUCAAAGCACACCAGAUGGAUCUAUCGCUCCACGCUCCAUCCAGAUCAUGAUACUUGGCUAAAGCUUUAAGCGUUCUCUAUGAUCCCUUCUCCAUCUAUGGCGAACUACAGCCAUGCAGGGGACCACAACAUCUUGCAGAAUGUCUCUCCGCUCGCCACUUUCCUUAAACUGACCUCCCUGGGUUUCAUCAUCGGUGUUGGCGUGGUCGGAAACCUCCUGAUCUCCAUCCUGCUGGUCAAAGACAAGAGCCUUCAUCGAGCGCCCUACUACUUCUUGCUGGACCUCUGCGCUUCGGACAUCCUCCGCUCAGCCAUCUGCUUCCCCUUCGUCUUUACCUCCGUCAAGAAUGGCUCAGCCUGGACGUACGGCACGCUGACCUGCAAAGUGAUCGCCUUCUUGGGCGUGCUCUCCUGUUUCCACACUGCUUUCAUGCUGUUCUGCGUUAGCGUGACGCGGUACCUGGCCAUCGCCCACCACCGCUUUUACACCAAGCGGCUGACCUUCUGGACAUGCCUGGCCGUCAUAUGCAUGGUGUGGACGCUGUCGGUAGCCAUGGCGUUCCCUCCGGUGCUGGACGUGGGGACGUAUUCCUUCAUCCGCGAGGAGGACCAGUGCACCUUCCAGCACCGCUCCUUCCGUGCUAAUGACUCAUUGGGCUUCAUGCUGCUCCUUGCACUCAUCCUCCUGGCCACCCAGCUUGUCUACCUCAAGCUCAUCUUUUUCGUCCACGACCGCCGAAAGAUGAAGCCGGUGCAGUUCGUGCCUGCCGUCAGCCAGAACUGGACCUUCCACGGCCCGGGGGCGAGCGGUCAGGCUGCAGCGAACUGGCUGGCGGGCUUCGGCCGGGGCCCCACGCCUCCGACCCUGCUGGGAAUCCGGCAGAACACUAAUGCGGCGGGCCGCAGGCGUCUGCUGGUGCUGGACGAGUUUAAGACAGAAAAGAGGAUAAGCAGGAUGUUCUACAUCAUUACCUUCUUCUUCCUGAGCCUGUGGGGACCCUACCUGGUAGCCUGCUACUGGAGGGUGUUCGCACGAGGCCCAGUGAUCCCAGGAGGUUACCUGACGGCAGCUGUGUGGAUGAGCUUUGCCCAGGCGGGAGUCAACCCCUUCAUCUGCAUCUUCUCCAACCGGGAGCUCCGGAGAUGCUUCAGCACCACGCUCCUCUACUGCAGAAAAUCCAGGUUACCGAGGGAACCCUACUGUGUUAUAUGAAGGUUCAGUGGCGUUUCUUGUUUCUCCGAUGUGGUUUAUGUUUGGAUGCCCUGGAUGAUCAGGGAUGUGUUCAAUUGUACAGCUCUCUCCUCCUCAUCCUUCUCCCAUUCCUCUCGCUCCCCUUUUGAGGCCUGUAGUUGAACCGUCUGAAUGGAAUAUGAUGACGAACAGACAAAGGACACGUCCCGCGUUUAUGUUCUAGUAAACAGCUGAUGCGAAAGGCCAUUUGAAACCCAACACGCAAAAAAAAAAAAAAGAAGAAGAAGAAAAAACUGAAAAAAGAAACAUGGAAAAAAUGGAAAGAAAAGAAUAAACGGAUACGUCGAGAAGGGACUGGCCUUUGCUUUGGAUAUCUGGAAGACUUUGGAAAGGGUGUAAAGAAAUCAAACUGUUACCUUAAGGAAUCACUGGAAUUUGUGUCUAAAAAGUUGCACUAAUGAGAAGACCCGAAGAUGCUUUUUUUGCGCCGUCACAUUGCAAGGAUGUCUUGUUUUUCCCAAACUGAAAUACGAAUGCUUUAAUCUGCAACAGACUUCUCUUUCACUGUAAGUAAACAAAACAUGUGGGGUGACUAACUGUUGGAAUACACCUUCACAAGAGGAUAAAUUGGUUUAAAUGUGAGGGUUGCUUUUGAAAUACACUCCUCUAAAAUGUCUCCUUGAGGCAUAUCGGGAUGCUUUCCACAUCAGGGUGAAGUGCAUGUUCAUUUGAAACACGGUAUCCACCAUCACUAUCACAGGUACAGCCCGUGCACCGACAGCCCAUUUCUUACCCUGUAACAUUUGCUAAACCCCAGCGAGUGCGCAGAGCACAGGGAGCAUGUGUGUGUGGACGUCUGUGCGUGAGUGUGUGUGUGUGUGUGUGUGUGUGCUUGGCGAACAGCUGUCAUGUCAAGACCAGAGCCUUAGUCUGAAAUCUUGCACAAUUUGUAAAAAAUGUAAUAGGAAAAACAAAAAACAUUGUAUUUAAGGCACAGAGUCUUGUUUCUACUUUCCCAACAUUUGCUCUCUACUAAUUGUUUUGAUUAACUUACUUUUUUCUCUUGUGGCCAUUUUAAUAUUUAUUCUGUAUUCUUUUUGUAUAUUAUAGGUAGAUAGUGUGUAAGUUUGUGAGUCUUUCAUUUUGAAGUCCCGAAUGUGAGUACUGUUUAAGUUAGGACUGCAAUUGCUGAAAGUUAACUGUGUAAUCUGUUGCUUACAUUUUUGAAAAUAAAAUUUUACAUUUUGCAAAA
This is a messenger RNA of Carassius gibelio (silver crucian carp), 2794 nucleotides long. Its product is annotated as probable G protein-coupled receptor 85. Gene Ontology annotation, biological process: G protein-coupled receptor signaling pathway. Bases 430 to 1563 code for a protein of 377 amino acids. Lineage: Eukaryota; Metazoa; Chordata; Actinopteri; Cypriniformes; Cyprinidae. Gene Ontology annotation, cellular component: plasma membrane. The record is from RefSeq and is a predicted model, not a curated record. Gene Ontology annotation, molecular function: G protein-coupled receptor activity. The transcript is spliced from 3 exons.